Eupeodes corollae is the source of this 1343-nucleotide messenger RNA. RefSeq lists its product as uncharacterized. NCBI's taxonomy places the organism in Eukaryota, Metazoa, Arthropoda, Insecta, Diptera, Syrphidae. The record is from RefSeq and is a predicted model, not a curated record. The transcript is spliced from 4 exons. Bases 187 to 1332 code for a protein of 381 amino acids.
GUGAGUUGAACUGCGGGAAUGACACUAAAUUAUAAACUCAAAUAAAGAUUCAAAGAACUAGAUUCCAAAGCAUAUUUGAAUAAAUAAAAAUAAUUAUGAUUUGAUCUUUGUCAUGCGACAUAAUUUAUGAUUCUUUUUGUCCAUUGUUAUAGUUGAAGCCAUUCUGUGCGGUGUGCGUGAACAAAAAUGCAGUUGUUUAUGGUUUUCUAUCUCACUAUUGCAUUGCAAGUGACCUUAACCGUUUACGCAUUUCGUGAUUAUCCUGCCAACUUUUUAAAACCAUCAAAAAUAUAUGAAAAUUGUGAACCUAUUAAAAGAAAUACUCGAAGUACAAUUUAUGAAAAAUCCUUAAACAAUAUUUUAUCUCGGAAGAAACGAGGAUUUGUAUUUUUCAAAGGUGCCGUUGUAGUUUUGACACAAGUUCUGUCAAAAGCCAUUAUCGCCAGAACACCUCGGGGUGUUUUGCAAUCAACUGAGGUGGAUAUGUUCUAUGAUGUGCCAAUUUUAAUUGACGGAUGGAAAAAACCUUUGGAGGUAUUUGCUAAUCGAACAAAAGGCACAAAAAAGAAAAGUGAUAAAUUUGUUAAUUAUAUUGAAAAUGAAAACAAUGAAAAUAUUGGUGUUAUUAAUGCAAGUUCAAUUCCUUGGGAUAAAUAUUAUAAAAUAUCAAAAGGGCCAAAUUUAGAUCAUUUUGUGUGGUAUAAUCAAAAUAGUUGGAACAGAAAUAACUAUCAUCCCAAUCGGAAAUAUUUCUACAGAAAAUCUUUUUAUAAGAGUCCUACACAUAACUACUAUUAUAAUCCAUACAACAAUCACAGGAGAAAUUACAAUCAAUUUUCGAAACAGCAUACAAACAAAAUGCAUCAGAAAUGGAAUCAAUAUCCUCUAAAAAAUAACAUUAGCAUCAAAAGUCCUCAAACUCCAAAAACACAGCAUUUCAAAAAUAAUGUAAAUUCGGUAUGGCACGAACACCGAGAGUAUCGGGAACGUAGGGGAAUAUUUGAACAUAUUGAAGGAUUUGGAAAAAAGCUGGGAAUAAGUUUGAGAAGUUGCAUUUUGCGUGCCAUUUGCGAGAUUAAAACGGAGCUACUACCAGAAGGAGAAUCGCUCAUAAAUGAUGUUGCACGAAUAAUUUUUACUAUUCCAACAAACCAUGACAGCAAAAGCGAUGACUUCGUUCAAAUGGCUCUUGAAGAUGGUGUGGAUUGUGUUAGACGGUUUAUGGUUUCGUGUCCACACAGCCCAAUGAAGUAUUUUUUUAAUAAUUUUAGAGCAAGAAAUCUUCCACCGAUGAGUGAAGAAGAAAUGAUAAAUAAUGUAAUUUAUGCUUAAUUUAAAACUAG